Anopheles coluzzii is the source of this 2285-nucleotide messenger RNA. Its product is annotated as myoglobin-like. Lineage: Eukaryota; Metazoa; Arthropoda; Insecta; Diptera; Culicidae. Gene Ontology annotation, molecular function: oxygen binding; heme binding. The transcript has 2 exons. Bases 1052 to 1600 code for a protein of 182 amino acids. The record is from RefSeq and is a predicted model, not a curated record.
GCUUAAUGUGUGUGUCUGCCUGCUCACCGAAACGGAGGGGUUUGCUUGUGCAAACUUACUUUUAUUGCUACACAGUGCUGUGCUGGGGCUUCCCAGUGGUGGAAUGCACUAAGCAAAUUUGGUUUGCUAAUGGUCAGGGCUCGCCGCCGCUUGCGUGAAGAGGGAAAAAAGGCAAGCCUUACCUUACAAGCGGACCUGUGCUGGAAGGGUUCGCACCCAUCUUCCCGUCCGAUCACGUAAGUACGCUAAAUAUCACUUUGAGCGCUUACGUGACCGUAAUGUCGAUUUUCUGAUCUUCUGAGCCAGUCGGUUCUUGCACACUUGUCGAUAAGCAACACGCAACCUAAGGUAUGUUCCCCAGCCCAGUUCGGGCACAUUCUUUCACGUGUGGCAAUGCCACGUAAUGCACCCGAAGACCCCACGCAUCACCAGAUUCGGAGGGAAUACCUUUUACCCGCCAUAAGAUAAUAUCGCAACCGCGCGAGUGUGUGUCGUUUUUUGAUCGGAAAUUGAUUAACAACCGGGUGUGCCUACACGCAUUUUGGUAACAUAUUUUACCCCAAAAACUCAUCCACACACGUCCACCAAAUGGCCAUCUUUUCGUGUUGCUUUCUCUCUCUCUCCCUGUAUGCAUAAAAUGUAAUAAAAUGUUGCUUUCUCUGUCGCGGUUCGUGGAAACAUUCACACAGGCUUUCGAAUUCAAAUCGAUUGGUUAUCUCGCGAAAGCAUCUAUCGAUACAAUCGAUCGUGACCAGCCUACCGAAAACAGCUUCGAGCUUUCCGUAAUCCACACUGUAAGCCCACACACACACACACACACACACACACACACAGACACUCUCGUGCCCGCUUAUUAAAUGCUAACAAAUUGAGCCGUCACAUCAACGGGCAAGGUGUGUGCUGAUGGAAUUCGCAACGAACGUUUUGCAAUGCUCAUCCCAGUAGGCGGUAAUUUCCCAUCUCGAGCUGUCAAAAUACGCGCCCAAAGACAACAACUAAUUAUUGUAGCAGACGAUGACUUGCCACCAGGGGAGCACCAGUGGGAACAAACAUGGAUCAAACUGGACUGACGGCUUCGGAGAAAAUUACCCUGUUCAGUGCGUGGGGCUUAAUUCGCAAGGAUUUGGACGUACACGGGCGAAAUGUGCUGUUGCUGCUGUUCCACAAACAUCCGCGCUACAUUGCGUACUUCGAUUUCACGGACGAUCCCAACGCCCAAUCGCUGGUGGACAACAAAUCGCUCUACGAUCAGGCGAUACACGUGUUCAAGGCGGUCGGUGCGCUCAUCGAGUACGGUUUCAAGGAUCCGGUGCUGUUCGAUGCGACGCUGAGAAAGAUCACCCGCCGGCACAAGGAUCGUCCCGUCUAUUCCGAGGACAUUCUCACGAUUGGUGAGGUAUUGCUGAACUACCUGGAGCAGGCGCUGGGGCGCCAAAUGUCCGACUCGCUGCCCGAUGCGUUCUGGAAGCUUUUCCAAACGAUCGCCGGUAGGUUUCCGGCCACUCCUAAGACUCCCAUUGCGGACGAGGGCGGCGAUGAUGCAAACGAUCCACAGCCAACAACGAGCCAACAGCGAGAUAGGGCAUCGGACGCACCUUGAAACUGACUGGUAAGUUUUAUAAUAAAGUCAACGUUCUUGGAAAAAGGUUUGGUUCCGCGGAUUUGACGCCGACGCGCUUUCUCCCAUUCUCCCCACGCGGGUUAGGCAAGUCAGAUUCGAAGGUAUUUUAGAUUUUUGUUUCCCCCGUAAGUACCUUCAGGAAGAUACCGCUGAGUGGAAGUUACUUUCGCGUGCCACAAGAAAUGACGAGAAUUCAUUAAAAGCAUCCUCAAGCAUGGCAUGUGGAGAGCGAGAUUCCAGGAAAGCCGAUUUCGUCGAAUCCGCUUCAAUAUGCUAACGAGCCAAUUAACUGGCCGGGCGGGGGCGGACGCUGGAAUGGAGCUUGUGCUUCAUGCAAAUUAAAAUAUGUCCGGCCGUAGCCGAAUCAAUUGUUUCGUGGAAAAUGAACUCGAAUCUGACGCCCGUCGGACGGACCAGUGAGAAAAUACCUCCGAGGCUACUUCGAUUGAUUGUUUGCAAAGGUGUGAAAACAAUGCGUUGUGGGCUGGGGCCGUUUCAAAUUCGAGUUUCGGUGAGAUUGAACAUGCUUUGCAAACCGAUUUGCAUACUUUCGGGCGUUUUUUGUUGGACAGAAUAGCUUAAAUUUCCCCUACAGUUAUGCAAACCGCGUAGCAAAAAUAGCUUUACUGUCCAUUUUCUCUUCCAUUUUUGUUAUAACGGAUAU